Molecule: messenger RNA, 2917 nt
Organism: Ictalurus furcatus (blue catfish)
Lineage: Eukaryota; Metazoa; Chordata; Actinopteri; Siluriformes; Ictaluridae
Gene: smpd2b
Product: sphingomyelin phosphodiesterase 2b
Exons: 11
Coding region: 919-2256 (445 amino acids)
Cellular component (GO): cytoplasm
Molecular function (GO): sphingomyelin phosphodiesterase activity
Source: RefSeq, a predicted model, not a curated record
ACGAGUGUGACAUCUGUGAUGCGCAUUUUAGAGAGGUGUAAAUGACAUGUGGAAAAAUAAAUCAAGGAAAUGGUCAAUUCCAUUAUGUAGUAUAAAUUAUAUAAGGAAUAAUAAAUGUAGAAAAGCUAGAGGGUUGUUUUUAUUUUUUUAUUUUUUUUACGGUGACAGUGUGCCUAUCUAGGCAACAAUGUUCUAUUCGGUUACACGACAUGUUAGUAUGCCUCGAUACUUGCAUACUCUUUUGCUACACACUCAAACGUAUGUACUUUUUCUUCACAAAAUGAGUACAUACUUGUAGUGCGUAGUAUAAGUAGGCAAAUUGGGACGAGGCAAAUGUCAUGUUUUAAACACAUCUAUUACAUCAUGAAGCAUUUCCAAUACCAACUGGUUUCACCAUAGCCUCAGAAGCACUGAUGAAGUGCUCCUUCAUAGCUGAUGAAGGACUUUUUUUGCUCUGUUUUACUGGAAACUUGUGUACUAUUCUGUUAUUUUACCACCUUUACUUGGAUUAUUUAAUCCAAGUUUUUCACAACUCCACAUAUUUCAUGUUACCAGACAUUUAUUUAGGCAGGUCAGUUCUAAUUUGUUCACAUCAGAGGACACAGUACUGAUGUGGAAAUAAGCAAAGUAACCCCGCCCCCCCCGUGCUGACGUCACACAGACCCGGAAACUGCGUGGUAAUGAAUCGAAGUAGUGUUACUCGUCUCUGACAGCCAGCACUACAGUACACAGCUGAUGUGUAUCUUACCACGUUAAUUAUUCUGGAUAUAUUUCCCCACCCCAGCGGAUCUUUUUCACCGUAAACGCGUUAACGAUUCAAUUAAAGGUAAUCGUAAACUAACUGUGUUACCUUUAAUCUGAACCGGCUGAAGUUAUUCUUUAGCUAGCUAGCUAGCUUCAGCUACUCUAUGAGUAGUCAUGGAUGGAGGAUGGAGGGGAUCACGCUUCCCUCACGGUCCUGUGACGGCCAGCAUGCCUGUAAGACUACGUAUCUUCUCUCUCAACUGUUGGGGAAUUCGCUACAUUAGUAAGCACCGUGCUCAGCGAUAUGCCAUGAUUGCAGAUCUGCUAGUCAAGGAGCAGCAUGAUGUAGUAUUGCUGCAGGAGGUUUGGAGUGAAAAAGACUUCCACUUCUUGAAAACGAAACUUGGCAGCACACAUCCUCACUCCCAUUAUUUUAAAAGUGGAUUUUUUGGGAGUGGAUUGGCGGCCUUUUCCAGGCAUAGAAUCCAUGAUGUCUUUCUCUACAAAUACUCCUUAAAUGGUUAUCCCUACAUGGCCCAUCAUGGAGACUGGUUCGGAGGCAAAGCGGUUGGGAAAUUACUGCUGAAUAUCAGUGGGUUGAUGGUGCAUGUCUACGUCACUCAUCUACAUGCUGAGUAUUCCAGAGAGCAAGAUUCCUAUCUCCCUCACAGAGUGGUGCAGGCCUGGGAACUCCAAAACUUUAUUCGGCACACAUGUGCUGGGGCAGAUGUAGUGAUAUUAGGGGGGGAUUUAAACAUGCAUCCGGAAGACCUCGGUGUAAGAUUGCUGUGCAGCUACAGUGGACUCCGGGACUGCUUCAUUGAGGCAGCCAGUUUUGAUGGAUGUGAACAGGGAUUCACCCAUAUAACAGACAACCCCUUCACAAACACUCAUGAACUUCUUCCGUUUGGAGGAGGAAUCCGUAUCGACUACAUCUUAUUCAAGGGAUCAGGGAGAGUGGAUGUGAGCUGUGAAUCUCUGUCCACUACUAAGGGCUCUGUUCCUGGCUAUGAAUUCCCUUACUCAGACCAUGAAGCUCUCAGCACUGAGCUGCUGCUUUGCGCUUUGAAAGACGAGAAGGGAGAAAAAGAUUGCACUGCAGUUAGUCUUUCUGGGCUGAUAAACACUGUGACUGAGGCUCGUACGGAGGUGAAGGUGGGCCUGCAUUGUGCUGAGCGCAUGCGCUACACGGCUGCACGCACAGGGUUUAUGGGCCUGGCCUUGCUGCUGCUGGAGAUAGCCAUAGCUGCUGUACCUAUAUUCUCCCUGGGAGUUGAACAGCCUUUCCCCAAAGCUUCCUUCUACCUACUAGGGGCGCUGUGCUUCGCCAUCCUUCUUUCUGCCGCCUUCCUGUACAUCUUUUACAGCAUGGAGGUGAAGUCCCUACAAGGAGCAGAGGACCAGAUGAGGCUUGCAGUAGGCAGCCUGCAAGAACGUCUGAAGGGGUUACCUAAGGUUAUAGACGAGAACCAUUCUCAAAGCGAGCCUGACACUUUGGAACCGGAAGACUGAACAACCAGGAUUCAAGGCAGUGAACACUGCUGAACCACUUAAUUAAAUUUGUGGGAUGUUUCCUUGCUUCUUACAAGUUGACAUGUCUGCUUAUUUCAUAGUCUUUAAACAAGGCUUAGCUGAACCACUCUCCAGACCGGUCUGGUUGAAUCUGCCUCGUUUAAGAUGGAUCAAAUCUGCCUCAUGGACCUGAUUCUCUUUAUGGCCCCGUUCACACCUGGUAUAGACAUGCGUCCUGGAUGGACAGCGCUAAGUACAGCUGUGAACUCAGCCACAUUUGGAGGUGAUCUGGGACACGUAUCCCUUUUUCAGUUUGAAUGCAAUUGCGUCUCGAUGCUUCCCAAGAGCACACCAAUCAUGUUUUAUCCCUUACUAACUCUACACUUACAUGCCUCAUUAGAAAAAUGGACCAGUUACUCCUCUUAUUUAAUGAUAUUUCAACUUAUUUCUUGUAGUCAUUAAGGCGUAUAUGCGUUUUAUGUUGGCAUUAUGCAUUUUUACAGAUCUUACAAAAGAUUUUUGUAUUUAUCAGCCCCAGUAGAAAUUGCUUUUUUUUUUUUUUUUUUUAAAUACCAGACUGAUCUCAAUCCUGCAGGGCAGAUGAUUUUAAUAACCACUCAUUUCUCUUACAUUAGUUUAAUUUCCUCCUUAAAUCAGAUGU